This is a messenger RNA of Striga asiatica, 4100 nucleotides long. The record is from the annotation of a GenBank genome assembly. Lineage: Eukaryota; Viridiplantae; Streptophyta; Magnoliopsida; Lamiales; Orobanchaceae.
UAUUUUUUUUUUUUGAAAUGGCAAUUUAAUUAAUAAAACUGAUAAAGAGUACAACUUAAAUUUACCCAACGGUUUAACCCGACAACCCAAAUCUGAUCAAACCAGCUGAAAAUUUAUCCAUCUCAAUGAUAGAAAUCGCUCUUCACGUCUGAUCUUCCACUUGCCAGCCCCGAUUUGAUCUCUUCAGUAUCCAUUCGUCAUUAACGAACCUCAUCAAGUUCUCAAAUAUCGCAUUGCUGAUUCUAAGCGGUUCUCUAAGCUUGCACCAAAGAUCAAACAGUGCCGGAUCUUCAUUCUCCUCUUUAUUGUUGGAUGAUGUGAAUGCGAUAUUCAGAGGUGUGGAUCAAUCAGCUUGAUUGAGGAUAUGGCGUGGUUUAGUGGGAAAGUGUCUCUGGGAAACUUCCCGGAUUUCUCAGAGGCAGUGAAUAAGCUGAGUGAAAGUGUGAAGAACAUUGAGAAGAACUUCGACACCGCUCUUGGGCUCGAGGAGAAAUCCGAUGGCAGUGGUAGCGGCAGUGAAUCAUCAGGAGGACUGUGGCCAUCUACGGACAGGAAAGCACUGUUUGAACCCAUUAUUGGGUUAAUGGGGCAGAAAGGUGGGGAGGAUACCGUUGAUUCACCAGAAAAGCCUACAUUCUCAAAGCCAGAGUCUCCGGUCAAGGAAAAGCAAGUUGAGAAUGAAAACUUAGCGCGUGAAGAAAUUGAUCAGGUUCUUCAUGUGGAACAAGAAAAUGAAGAUUUAAAAAUUGCAGAAGUAAAGAAAGAAUCUGGAGAGGAAACAAAAGCAUCCACUGGGGAGUCCAAAGAAAAUGCUGGUGUAGAACAUAUUCAACCUGAGGUGGAUUUGCCUUUAGUUCCUGCCAAAUUUCCCGAACAAAAACAUGAAGAGGUUGAGCAAACAGAAUUCGCGGAAACAAUUGCAGAGGAGAGGUCAAAGGAAAUAUUUCCUACGUCUUCUGAGUCGGUACAACCUGAAUCUGCACACAAUUUUCAGGAGAGAUCAGAUGAAGUUCCUCCUGCACAUGUUGAGUCACUUCAACCAGAGUCAGCAAAUCAUAUUGUUGAAAAUGAGAUUGCUGCUUCUGUGCCUUCAAAAGAUGCUGAAACUAGUUUUUCAGAGAGUUCAAAUGAAAAAAAUGUUGAAAAAGAAGGCUGUAAAGAUGUUUUUCCAGCUCAAGAUCUGGAUGCGCCACCUGAAGCCACAGAGGAAAACAAAGAAAUGCCUGAAUCAGAAGUUCCUGGAGAGACCAGAGACGCUGAAGAUAAUUAUCAAGACAGGUUGCCUGUUUUACAGUACAAGGAUGUGGAAGCUUCAAAAGAAGCUUUGGAUAUGGUUAGGACUCUGAAUGAUACCGUGUCUAAACCAAUUGAGCUAACACAGAACCCAGACAAAAAUCCUCAUGCGAAAGAACACCGUCUAAGUACUGGAAGCAACAUGCCUGAUAGUGCAGACACAAUGUCAGAAGUUGAGAAGUUGAAAAAGGAAAUGAAAAUGAUGGAAACUGCAUUGCAAGGAGCUGCUAGACAAGCUCAGGCCAAGGCUGAUGAAAUUGCCAAGUUGAUGAAUGAAAACGAGCAGCUAAAAUCUGUAACUGAUGAUCUGAGAAGGAAAACAAAUGAAGCUGAAGUUGAAUCUCUACGGGAGGAGUAUCAUCAGAGAGUGGCAGCACUUGAAAGAAAGGUUUAUGCUCUUACUAGGGAAAGAGAUACACUGCGUAGAGAACAAAAUAAAAAAAGUGACGCUGCAGCUCUUCUGAAGGAAAAGGAUGAGAUAAUCACUCAAGUGAUGGCUGAAGGUGAAGAGCUCUCAAAAAAGCAAGCUGCUCAGGAAUCUCAAAUUAGAAAGCUCAGGGCACAGAUAAGGGAACUUGAGGAAGAGAAGAAAGGAUUGUUAACAAAGCUACAGGUUGAAGAGAAUAAAGUAGAAAGCAUAAGAAGAGACAAGUCAGCAACUGAGAAGUUGCUCCAAGAAACUGUAGAAAAACACCAAACUGAACUUGCCACUCAAAAAGAAUACUACACAAAUGCUCUGAAUGCUGCAAAAGAGGCUGAAGCAUUAGCUGAGACACGUGCAAACACCGAAGCGAGAACUGAACUUGAAAGUCGACUAAGAGAGGCCGAAGAGAGGGAAAGUAUGCUAGUUCAAACACUUGAAGAACUAAGGCAAACUCUAAGCAGAAAGGAGCAGCAGGCAAUUUUUAGAGAAGAUAUGCUUCGCAAGGACAUCGAAGAUCUUCAAAGGCGAUAUCAAGCAAGUGAACGUAGGUGUGAGGAGUUAAUAACGCAAGUUCCUGACUCUACCAGACCUCUUUUAAGGCAGAUUGAAGCAAUGCAGGAAACAGCCUCCAGACGGGCUGAAGCUUGGGCUGCUGUUGAAAGAUCUCUAAGCUCCCGUCUUCAGGAAGCAGAGGCCAAAGCUGCAACUGCCGAGGAAAAGGAGCGUUCAAUUAAUGAGCGUUUAGCUCAAACUCUGUCUCGAAUAAAUGUUCUUGAAGCUCAGAUUUCAUGCCUUAGAACUGAGCAGACUCAGUUAACGAGGUCCCUUGAAAAGGAGAGACAGAGGGCAGCAGAACAUAGACAGGAAUAUCUUGCUUUAAAGGAAGAAGCUGACACUCAUGAAGGUCGUGUGUGUCAGCUUGAAGAAGAAAUUCGGGAAGUUAGGAGAAAACACAAGGAUGAGUUGCAUGAAGCUAUGAUGCAUCAAGAGCUACUUCAACAGGAAAUCGAUCGGGAAAAAGCUGCUCGUUUGGAUCAGGAAAAGGUUUCCAGCCUCCCGCCUCUUAAUAUACCUGAUCAAAGCUUCAUAGCUAGGCAAAAGUCCUCUGCUUUUGAAAAUGGUAGCUUGUCCCGUAAGAUCUCGAGUGCAAGCAGCUUGAGCAGUAUGGAAGAAAGCUAUUUUCUGCAAACCACGUUGGGCUCAUCCGAGAAUUUUUCCGAACGUAGAUCCAUGGCUGAGGGUCCCGUGAGCCCAUACUAUAUGAAGAGCAUGACGACAAACACUUACGAAGCUGCCCUUCGUCAAAAGGAAGGAGAGCUUGCGUCAUACACAUCUAGACUGGCUUCUAUGGAAUCGAUUCGGGAUUCUCUUGCGGAGGAGUUGGUUAAGAUGACGGCAGAGUGCGAAAAGCUACGGGCAGAAGCUUCUAUGCUACCUGGAAUACGAGCAGAAUUAGAGGCACUCAGGCGGAGGCACUCUGCUGCCUUGGAGUUAAUGGGUGAACGUGAUGAGGAGUUGGAAGAACUUCGUGCGGAUAUAGUUGAUCUGAAGGAGAUGUACAGAGAGCAAGUAAACUUACUUGUCAAUAAGAUUCAAAUACUGAGUUCGUCUAUUGGCGCUGCUUGAUAGACUAUCGAUCACUGGACCAUACUUCUUCUUAUUUUCACGAUACAGUAAUAUGUUGUGGCAUUGAACAGUGCAUUUGCUAACAAAUGGAUUUGUUUUGUUUGUUUUUUAUUUUUAGUUUUUAAUGCAUUGUAAUUAUGUAUAGCAUGACAAUUUCUGUGUGUUGUAGCUUUGGAGAUAGAGCAUUAAUCAUUGAUUUUUCUUUCCUGAUAUCAAUUAUAUAUAUGACCGAUUCCGUAUCUGUUGGCUAUGGCUUGUUGUUCUCCUUUUAUAUUCUCAGUCUUAGACGUGUUUCACUUGAAGACGCGUGUUUCUUUUAUUUGUUGUUUUCCGUUUUGCUAUCAACUACGCCACGCGUUCAGCUAGGAUUAAUCUCCAAACAGCCUGUUGGAGAUAUUUUCUUUUUUGGUCGUUUUCUCUUGUAUAAAAUCCAGAAUGCAACUUUAUGUUUGCUAAUUGAAUUCCAAUUUGCUGUGGUUGAGAUCUCAGAUAUUUUAUCUUUUUUCGCCAUUUUCAUGGUAUCAGAGUUAGGUUAGAUUUGCUCACAGAUGGCGAAUCCCUGGCAUAACAAUUCGAACUGGCCGCUGCUGAAUGUCGGAGAUGGCAAAUCGGCGACGUCGAGGUCCGCCGCAAACCUCAAAGAUCCGAUUCAUCUUCAAACUCCGACAAUCCAGGCAUGAUUUUAGUAUCGCACCAACUCACUGGACAAAAUUAUCUUCCAUGUUAACGGUAAAAUUCCUAAACUCGAUGAGACUGA